GUGGCUACCAUUAGAUUUCUCUCAUAUGUCCCCUACCCGCUGCUUCCCACCCAUAAGGUUCACCUCAACAAGCGGCCCGUCUCCCGCACUAACACUGAUCGGUAGCGUAACGUUUGUUUACACUUUGCGUUGCAUUUCGGUCUAUCUUAUUUUACGAAAAAGUCUGUUGGUUCGUGUGCUUAUUUUGUUUGUUAUUGUUCGCCAUAUCCGUAGUAUCGCGAUCUUCAAAUUAUACAGCCUGCCCCGGCCAAACUUUUUGCAUUGUAAGUUAUUAUCGUUGUACAGUUAAGCGUAAUAAUGCAAUGUUAACUUUUAUGCACGGAUAUAGUUUGUACGUGAUGUUAAUUAAACGGACAAAUGUGACGAGAAAUGAAACGGCAUUCGGAUGAAGUCAUGGCGUCCGCGGACACAGUCGGAGCAUACACCGCCACCGCUACCCGAUCACCACCUAGAUCCAGGCCCAAUCUGGUGACUAUUUCCAAUGUUGUCCAAUCAAAUUUUGUUUCGCAAGCUAUAAACAAUCCAAAUAUACAGUUCAACACUGUACAACCUUUUAGUCCACCUACAAUGCCAGUUUUAGCUUUGAAUGAUAAAAUCCCUGGCUCACUUCCUGGAGGGUCUGCCAUGCCAGCUCUUCAUUCAAUUCAAGCACAACAUUCUAUUCAACAAAUAAGGCAGAAAGUUGUACCAUCUACAACUAUUAUUCAACAACAGCAACUGCAGCAACAGCAGCAACAACAAACACAAUUUCAGAGGCUCAAGGUCGAAGAUGCCCUAUCCUAUUUGGAUCAGGUGAAAUUUAAAUUUAGUAAUCAACCACAAGUCUACAAUGACUUCUUAGAUAUUAUGAAAGAAUUUAAAUCUCAAAGUAUUGAUACUCCUGGAGUGAUAACACGAGUCUCAAACCUAUUCAAAGGUCAUCCUGAGCUUAUAGUAGGGUUUAAUACGUUCCUACCUCCUGGUUAUAAAAUAGAAAUUAAGAAUAAUGAACUUGGAUUUCAUGUUUCUGUGUCGAUACCAAGUGGCCCAGCAAUUACAUCUUCCCAGACCAUAAUUCAUUCAACAACUCAACAUAUUAUGUCUAGCACUACUCCAAUUACUACUACACCAGUCACUUUGACGACUACACCACCUGUAGUAAUUAAACCAGCUGGACAUUUACCUAUAAAUCAGGUCAAUACUACUUCAGUCGUAAUGAAUCAUCAUACAACUCAUAACAGUAGUAUAACACCAACUGCUACACCUUCUAGUUCUUUUCAUUCAACACAAAUACCUUUGUCUGUAGCUAGUUUAAGCCAAGUGGCUUCUAAUAUACCUCAAGUAUCAAUACCUACAACUCAAGAAUCAGCCAAUUCACAAAAUCAACCGGUUGAAUUUAAUCAUGCUAUAAACUAUGUAAAUAAAAUUAAAAAUCGCUUUCAAGGGCAACCAGAAAAAUAUAAAAGAUUUUUAGAAAUAUUGCAUACUUAUCAAAAGGAACAAAAAACUCAUAAAGAUAAUGUUGUUCCAGCAACAGAAAAAACACUAACAGAAGCUGAAGUAUAUCAGCAAGUUGCCAAAUUAUUUGAAAACCAAGAUGAUUUACUAGUUGAAUUUGGACAGUUUCUACCAGAUGCUAAAACACCUGAUGCUAAGCAGGUUGCAGAAGCUAUAACUGCUCCCAAGAAAACUUCUGUUGUUACUAGUGUGCCUCCAGUUACAGUUGCAGCACCUAUAAUUAAAAAAGAACACCCUGCUAAUAUUCCAACUACUAAAGAAAGCAGUAAAGAACCAAUUGUUCCAAAUGUGGCUUUGAAAAGAACUUCAUCAUUUUCUUCCAGUCAAAAUUUACCACCACCAAAAAAACCUAAAUCUCCAUUUCCAAGUUUAGGAGAUGUAUCAUAUGUAGAAGCUUAUAAAUAUGGUACAUUGACAGAUUUUGCAUUUUUUGAUCUUGUUAGGAAAUCAAUUCAUAAUGCUUCAGCAUAUGAUGAUUUCUUGAGAUGUCUAGUUCUGUACUAUAAUGAAAUAAUAUCAAAAUCAGAACUGCUGAAUUUGGUACAGCCUUUUCUUGGAAAAUAUUCGGAACUAUUUAGAAGAUUUAAAGAUUUUAUUGGAACCAGUGAAAAAAGUAAUAAUGCCACCACGGCUCCAACGGAAAAUAAACUUUCUGGGUUGCCACACUUUUCAUUACUCGAUCCUGGUUCUAAUCGCCAAGAUAGAUCUGCUGGUGAUCUACCUACUGAUAUAGAUUACAGUAUUUGUAAAAGGUUAGGUGCGAGUUAUUGUGCUGUACCUUCUGAUUAUCAAACGCCCAAAUGUAGUGGUAGGACGAAAAUGUGUUACGAAGUACUAAAUGACACUUGGGUUUCUUUCCCUACAUGGUCUGAAGAAUCAUCAUUUGCUACUAGUCGAAAAACUCAAUAUGAAGAAUACAUGCAUAGGUGUGAAGAUGAAAGAUUUGAACUUGAUCUCGUCAUGGAAAUUAAUUUAUCAGCAAUAUAUUCAUUGGAGGAAAUUUUAAGAAAGUUUAAUAGAAUGACACCUGAUGAAAUAGCAAAAUUUAAAAUUGAUGAUAGUUUUGAUAAUGAAUCAAGCUCAAUGUCAACUAAUAGAAGAGCUAUCAAAAGACUAUAUGGUGAUAAGACAAUAGAUAUACUCGAAGGACUUAAAAAUAGUCCAGUAACUGUCAUUCCAAUAGUUUUAAAAAGGCUGAAAGGCAAAGAUGCAGAAUGGAGAGAUGCACGAAAUAAUUUCAAUGACAUAUGGAAAACUCAAAAUGAGAAAUAUUACCUAAAAUCAUUAGACCAUCAAGGUGUUAAUUUCAAACAAAGUGAUAUGAAAUAUUUAAGAUCAAAAUCAUUAUUAAAUGAAAUUGAAACUUUAUAUGAUGAGCGUUAUGAACAAAAUGACAAUACACCUAGACCUCAUAUGGUGUUUUCCUAUACUGAUAAGUCAAUUUUAGAUGAUGCUGCUAAUUUAUUGAUACAUCAUGUUAAGAGACAAGCUAGUAUUAAUAAAGAAGAUAAACAAAAAAUAAAAUCACUUAUCCGACGAUUUAUUCCUGAUAUGUUUCAUCAUCCAAGACAGGAGUUAAGUGAUGAUGAACACGAUGGUCAGAAUGAUUGUUCUAAUAAUAAUUCACCUGAAACAACUAAAGCUUCAUUGCGUAUCUCUGAAGAAAAAGAUUUAUUGGAUAUAAAAAUUACAGACAACGAUAAAUCAAAAGCACCUGAACAUUCAAGUACGGAAGAAUGUUACACAUUAUUUUAUGGAAAUAACAAUUGGUAUUUGUUCCUCAGACUUCACCAUAUCCUUUGUGAUCGACUUACUCAAAUGUAUAAAAAGGCAUCACAAUUGGUUCAUGAUGAAUGUAUUUAUCAAGCGACAAGGUUAGAGUCUGCUGCUGCAAAACUACGUCUUAACCCCAAAUCAGACAUUUUGUUAGAAGACUAUUACCCAGCUCUACUUGAAAUGAUAAAAAACGUUUUGGAUGGCAAUAUGGAUUCAAAUACCUAUGAAGAUACAUUAAGAGAAAUGUUUGGAAUUCAUGCGUAUGUAGGAUUUACUUUAGAUAAGGUUGUUGUUUAUGCUGUUCGACAAUUGCAGCACUUAGUAUCAGAUGAAUACUGUCAAGAGUGUUAUAGUAUGUUUUUGAAAGAAAGUAAAAAAAAUGGAACUGGAGGCCUUUGUAGUACAGCAUGUCAAAGAAUUGUCCAAGAAACAGCAUAUCAACGUAGAGCAGAAGCAGCUUUGAGUAAUGAUAAUAAUUGUUAUAAAAUAUUAAUUUAUAAAUCUAAUUGCAAAUUAACAUUUGAGUUGCUGGACACUGACACAGAUGAUAAUCAAGAUAGUAGUAAAUGGACAAGUUUUGAUAAUGAACCACUAUCUGAAACUAAUGAUGAAAAACAAGAAGAAAACCAAAGUCCUAAAGAUUAAUAUUCAAUUUCUUAAAAUGUUCUAACUUUAAAUAAUUAAGUAUUCUAUACCUUUAUUAUUAUUUAUUAUUAAUUUUUUAUAUAAAUUGUUUCUACUACAAUAUGUAGUCUAAUUUAAUUCUUGCUCUACAUUGAUUCCAAAAUCUUGACUGAAAGAUUACUUUAGAAGUUUGGAGAAGUUUGUAUAUACUUUAUUGACAUUUGAUGAGGAUUAAAAUCAACCAUUUACCUACUUUUUUUUUUUUUUCAUAAAAAAAAUAUUAAGUUCAUUUCUUUGAGGAUUUAUUGAUUGAAUACUCCUAGAAUAUCUGAGUUGACACAUUACUAUCAAUUACUGCAACAGUGAUUAUAUUCUAUCUUGUAAAUACUGAAGAUUUAAAUUUGUAUGUUUUGACUAUUGUUUAAAAAAUGAAUAUUAUGUAUAGAAAUGCUGUAUAUAUGUAUAUUUUUUUAUUUAACUUUUUCUGUAGUAAAUAGAUAAACAUUUGAAUCAGUUA
Molecule: messenger RNA, 4414 nt
Organism: Sipha flava (yellow sugarcane aphid)
Lineage: Eukaryota; Metazoa; Arthropoda; Insecta; Hemiptera; Aphididae
Gene: Sin3A
Product: paired amphipathic helix protein Sin3b
Exons: 4
Coding region: 370-3918 (1182 amino acids)
Biological process (GO): negative regulation of transcription by RNA polymerase II
Cellular component (GO): chromatin
Molecular function (GO): transcription corepressor activity
Source: RefSeq, a predicted model, not a curated record